This is a messenger RNA of Mollisia scopiformis, 2136 nucleotides long. RefSeq lists its product as uncharacterized. Gene Ontology annotation, molecular function: dipeptidyl-peptidase activity; serine-type exopeptidase activity. NCBI's taxonomy places the organism in Eukaryota, Fungi, Ascomycota, Leotiomycetes, Helotiales, Mollisiaceae. The transcript is spliced from 2 exons. Gene Ontology annotation, biological process: proteolysis. The coding region runs from base 274 to 2004 and encodes 576 amino acids. The record is from RefSeq and is a predicted model, not a curated record.
UGCAGCCCUAUUGGAUACCUAUGGAAGCUUUUCAGUCAUCGUAAAAUCGUGGAGAGCUGUACCGUCAACAAAUUCUCAGCCUUGUAGAGCUAACGCCGGUGGAUCGAAUGACUUCUCUUCCUUCGUUCAUGACCAACGUCAAAGCUUCAAGCAGGCUUCCUUUCGUUGACGAUCUAAACAUAGUUGAAGCCAUGAUUAAAGGAACAUGUUCGCCUCUGCUGUUCACUUUCAACCCAUCUCCUUUUCGCAUUCUCAUAGAUACCCCCAGUCAUCAUGAAGACCAUUUCCUUUGCUGUAGCCUGCUUGGCUUCUGUCGUUUCAUGUAAAUUUGGGCCUUCCCACGCACGAAACCCUGCUGUACCAGCCAGUGCAGCUGCUUCGGAUUCCAUCACUGAAGCAACUUUCGAUCAAUUGAUCGAUCACUCAAACCCAUCAUUGGGCACCUUCAAACAACGCUAUUGGUACAGUACCGAGUACUGGAAUGGAACUGGAUCACCAGUCAUUGUUUUCAAUCCUGGAGAAGAAGCCGCUGAUGGCUUCACUGGUUAUCUCGAAAUUGGAACUCUCACAGGUCAAUACAUUCAGGCUGUUGGCGGCGCCGGUAUUGUCAUUGAGCAUCGUUACUGGGGAGAAUCAUCACCAUAUACCGAUCUAACUCCUGCGAAUCUUACAUACCACACUGUCGCACAAUCCGUUCAAGACAUGACAAACUUCGCCAACAAUGUCCAAUUACCCUUCGAUAAGAGUGGCAACAGCAAUGCAGCCAAAGCUCCAUGGGUUCUCGUCGGUGGAUCAUACUCAGGCGCCCUCUCUGCUUGGACUGCCACGACCGCUCCCGGAACGUUUUGGGCUUACCACGCCUCAAGUGCACCCGUCGAAGCGAUCGAGGAUUAUUGGGGCUACUUCUAUCCAAUCCAGCAAGGAAUGCCUGCCAACUGUAGCAAGGACAUAUCGACAGUGAUCAGUCAUGUCGAUAGCGUCUUGGCAAAUGGUUCAAGCUCAGACAAAUUGGCUCUGAAACAGAUGUUUGGACUCGGUACGGUGGAGCACGAUUCGGACUUCGCCAGAGAGCUAGUCAGCCCAAUAUAUCUUUGGCAAUCGUCGAUCUCAGACUUCCUUCCAUUCUGCGACUACCUUGAGGGCGUCACAGCUGGCCAAACAAAUCUUCCUGGUCCAAAUGGAGUCGGACUUGAUGUUGCAUUGUCCAACUAUGCGUCGUACAUCAACGGCACGUCUGGCUGCUCUGCAUCUGAUUGUUAUGACUCGUAUAACAAGGACGAUUCCGAGUACACGAACACCGUUCUCGACCCCACUGGAGGUCCAGGAAGGCAGUGGCAGUGGCUCCUGUGCAAUGAAGCUCUCGGAUAUUGGCAGACAGGUGCCCCAACCAACCAAACAACCUUGGUCUCGCGCUUUGUUACCGCAGAGUAUUACCAACAAGAAUGUAACUUCUACUUCCCUGGCGUCCAGUUCGGCCUCACUGAAGAUAAGCACAAUGCCGACUUUGAGGGGUGGGAUGUUACCAAAACCGAUCGAUUGAUGUUCUCCAAUGGUGAAUUUGACCCUUGGCGGUCAGCGGGCGUGUCUUCUGCCUUCAGACCUGGAGGUCCAUUGGCCAGCACACCUGAGAUCCCAGUUUUCAUUGUUCCAGACGGAAUCCAUGUUCAAGAUCUGUACAUGAACGAUGUUACGCCAGCGAUCUUGGACCUCCGAAAGCAGGAACUCGCACAGAUGGUCUCCUGGAUUGAGAGUUACUAUCAAGGAAGCAACUCCUCGACUACCAGCAAGGCUACGACAUCGACUUCAAAAGCCACUUCAACUCAAAGCCCUACAAUGACAACAUCUACUCGAAGCAGCACCACAUCGAUGACCACUACCCAAGCUCCUCACAGUACAACGGUCACGGAAGUGAUCUCAUCGACUACCAUAGUCGAUUGUGAAAGUGAGACAUCCAGUGCUAUUCAGGCGCGAUCAACUAAGAUCGCCAGGUCAUAUCGUGCUUGAUUUAGCGUUUCCUUCAUUGCAUUGGAAGGGGUCAGGAGUUAUAGCAUAGAUAGCGGUUAGGGUUGAUCUCGGAUAGGGUAUGGUAUUACAGCAUAAAUGAUAGCAUUAAAAGGGUCUGAGCAUUUUAGCGAG